Molecule: messenger RNA, 1878 nt
Organism: Hyaloperonospora brassicae
Lineage: Eukaryota; Oomycota; Peronosporomycetes; Peronosporales; Peronosporaceae
Source: the annotation of a GenBank genome assembly
AUGACGCAGCCCGCCGAAGCGCCUCGACGCAAGCGCAAGAGCAGGUUCAGCGACGCUCCCGCGACUCCUGCAGCGCCACGAGCCACAUCAAGUGAUGCAGAAACAGGAUCGAACGUUGCAGUGGACCCGUCGUCCCUGGCUCGCGCAGCAGCAGCCAAGAUCGCGCGUGCGAUCCCGGGGUCCACAGCAAGUGUACCCAUGUCAGCAACUAUGUUGCGCACUACGACAGCGCCGUCCGACCCGGAUGAACUUCGACGCUUUGAGCAGGAGAAGCGGCGGCGCACGGACCAGAUCUACAAGUCGGUACAGAGCCAGAUGAGCCACAUCAAGGCGCUGUUGCGGAAGCCCGGGGCGUCUACCGCUGGAGCAGUAGCAGCUGCACCUGGCGAUGUGCAGCGCGGAGCAGCGAGUGGCGGUGUGUUCAUGCCAGCUCCGCUUCUAUUGGACGAACACGGGCGGGAGGUCGAUGCAGCGGGGAACGUGGUUGCCGACAAGCCGACUGUGGCAUCGGUCGCAAUGCUGAAGGCGAAUCAGAAAGGAGCAAAAAGGACCGACGGUGCAAAGACGAAGAAUCAGAAUCCGUACUUGUCGCACCGCACGGUCGAUGACAAGGACAAGAUGGAGACCGUGGACCCGAGGCUCAAGACCACGAAGCGAGAGACGCGUGCUCGGAAGACGUUUCAUUUUGUGACAGAAGGGACGUUUGUAAGGCAAGCAGAACAAGUGCGUGCGCGGGAUGCUAGGAAGAUGAUGGCUGGAUUUACGUCUGGCCGCAACCCGCGUGGAUACCAGAAGGAAUCGAUCGUUCCUAUUGACGACGAAGGAGGAGACGAGGUGAAAGGAGAUGCUGACACCACUAGCAGAGUCGAGAUUGACAGCGUGGAUGUUCCACCCCAGCCAGAGUCGUCUACACCUGACGUAGAGUGGUGGGACGUGGAAUACCUUCCGAAAGAUAAGCGCGUGUUAGUGGACAAGUUUGGUUUCAUCACCGCUCACGUCCGUAAGGAAAACCCGGACGUGACGGUGUCAUACUCGGACAUGAAACUCAAGUAUUGCGGAACGGCGCAUGUUAUCGAGCAUCCUGUGCGACUGAACCUGAUUAUGAAGCGCGACGACGCACCCGUGGCUGUUCCGCUUAUGCUCACGGCUGCGGAGCGCAAGAAAAUUCGUCGUCAGAACCGCGCUGAUCGCGAGAAAGAUAAGCAGGAUAAAAGAGCUCUAGGGUUGCUGCCGCCACCCGAGCCAAAGGUGAAGCUGUCAAACAUGAUGCGCGUGCUGUCGGAGCAAGCUGUGGCAGACCCGUCGGCGAUCGAGCGCAAGGUUCGUGAGCAGAUAGCGCAGCGCGAGAAGAAUCACGAAAUGCGCAAUCUUGCGCGAAAGCUUACGCCAGAGGAGCGUCGCGAAAAGAAGCUGCGAAAAAUCAAAGACGAUGCCGCCGGCGAUAUUCAUGUGGCGCUCUUCAAAGUGCCCGAUCUCUCGAACCCGCAACAUCGUUUCAAGGUCGAUGUCAACGCGCAGCAGUAUCACCUCACGGGUGGCGUGCUACUGUGCAAGGAUAGCAACAUCAACAUGGUGGUGGUCGAAGGAGGCAAAAAGGCCAUCAAGCAAUACACGAAGCUGAUGAUGCGACGCAUCGACUGGAACGGGGCUCGCGAGGCCCGGCAGGAGUCAGACAACGAGGACGAGGAUGAGGCCGACCGCGGCAACGGCUGUCUGCUCGUCUGGCAGGGCGUCGUAGCUCGUAAGGCGUUCAACAACUUUCGCUUUCAAGAGUGCCGAACGUCCGCGACGGCACGGAAGGUGAUGGAGGCCAAGAACGUUGUGCACUACUGGGACCUCGUGGAGAAGUCUGCCGAGACCACGGCCAUUGUUUUGUAA